Messenger RNA from Phascolarctos cinereus (koala), 4719 nucleotides. RefSeq names its product cell division cycle 40 (gene CDC40). Gene Ontology annotation, cellular component: catalytic step 2 spliceosome. NCBI's taxonomy places the organism in Eukaryota, Metazoa, Chordata, Mammalia, Diprotodontia, Phascolarctidae. Gene Ontology annotation, molecular function: mRNA binding; protein binding. The record is from RefSeq and is a predicted model, not a curated record. Gene Ontology annotation, biological process: mRNA splicing, via spliceosome.
CCCAGGUUUCUUUUCUUUCGCCCAUUAAGUGAUUGAAUUUAAGAUCCUCGUAUUUUAUAAAUAGAUCAAAUAUUAAAUAACCAGUAAUAUGAAACUCCUGGAACUGGCUUAGAUUCGAGUUUUGAGGAGGUUGGAGGGCGACCAAAGGUUUUUAGGACCUUUCCGAUCGCGGCUCUUUCUUCCGCCAAGGCCUGAGCUGCCCCGGGAGAGUCGAAGCCGCAGUCAUGUCUGCUGCCAUCGCUGCCCUGGCAGCUUCCUACGGCUCGGGCUCGGGGUCCGAGUCCGACUCCGACAACGAGACCGGACGCUGUUCCCUACCCGCCGCCGACUCCCUUAUCCAUCUGACGAAGACGCCUUCGGCCAAUCUCUCUCUGGUGGGGACCGUGGACGCGGCGCCGGAGGUGGCGGUUAAGGAAGAUGUAGAGACUGGAGUACACCUUGAUCCUGCCAUUAAGGAAGUCCAAUACAAUCCUUCUUAUGAGACUAUGUUUGCUCCUGAGUUUGGACCAGAAAAUCCCUUUAGGACUCAACAGAUGGCUGCCCCUAGGAAUAUGCUUUCUGGAUAUGCUGAACCAACUCAUAUCAAUGAUUUCAUGUUUGAACAGCAGAGGCGAACUUUUGCAACCUAUGGUUAUGCAUUGGACCCCUCAUUAGAUAAUCAUCAAGUUUCUGCUAAAUAUAUUGGGUCUGUAGAAGAAGCUGAGAAAAAUCAAGGUUUAACUGUGUUUGAAACUGGACAGAAAAAAACAGAAAAGAGAAAAAAGUUCAAAGAAAAUGAUGCAUCAAAUAUUGAUGGUUUCUUAGGACCAUGGGCAAAAUAUGUAGAUGAAAAAGAAGUGGCUAAACCUUCAGAAGAAGAACAGAAAGAAUUAGAUGAAAUCACAGCCAAGAGGCAAAAGAAAGGCAAACAUGAGGAUGACAAACCUGGGGAAGAAAAGACCAUUUUACAUGUCAAAGAAAUGUAUGACUAUCAAGGCAGGUCUUAUCUUCAUGUUCCUCAAGACGUAGGUGUUAAUCUCCGUUCUGCAGUACCACCUGAGAAAUGUUAUCUUCCGAAAAAACAGAUCCAUGUUUGGUCUGGACAUACAAAGGGUGUCAGUGCUGUCAGACUGUUUCCUCUUUCCGGCCAUUUGUUGCUGUCUUGUUCCAUGGACUGCAAAAUUAAGCUAUGGGAAGUUUAUGGAGAUCGGCGCUGUUUGAGAACAUUUGUUGGUCACAGUAAAGCUGUUAGAGAUAUCUGCUUUAAUGGUGUAGGAACUCAGUUCCUCAGUGCAGCAUAUGACAGGUAUCUUAAGCUAUGGGACACAGAGACAGGUCAGUGUAUAUCAAGAUUUACAAACCGGAAAGUUCCUUAUUGUGUCAAGUUCAAUCCUGAUGAAGAUAAACAGAAUCUUUUUGUGGCUGGUAUGUCAGAUAAGAAGAUCGUACAAUGGGACAUCAGAAGUGGGGAGAUUGUGCAAGAAUAUGAUAGGCAUUUGGGAGCUGUCAACACCAUUGUGUUUGUGGAUGAGAACAGGCGGUUUGUAAGCACUUCUGACGACAAGAGCCUACGCGUUUGGGAAUGGGACAUUCCUGUAGAUUUUAAAUACAUAGCAGAACCCAGUAUGCAUUCAAUGCCUGCAGUGACUUUGUCUCCAAAUGGAAAAUGGUUGGCAUGUCAGUCCAUGGACAAUCAGAUUUUAAUUUUCGGAGCACAGAACCGAUUUAGAUUGAAUAAGAAAAAAAUAUUUAAAGGGCACAUGGUGGCAGGAUAUGCUUGUCAGGUGGACUUUUCUCCAGAUAUGAGCUAUGUGAUAUCAGGAGAUGGAAAUGGAAAAUUAAACAUUUGGGACUGGAAGACUACAAAACUCUACAGUCGAUUUAAAGCUCAUGAUAAAGUAUGCAUAGGUGCUGUGUGGCACCCACAUGAAACAUCUAAGGUUAUAACUUGUGGCUGGGAUGGUCUUAUUAAAUUAUGGGAUUAACCCCCAAACUUCACUAGGAUCUUUUGGAUUUGAUAACAUAUUUAACUGGAUUUGAUUAUUAAAUGUGUUGGGUGACAGUUUAUCUUUUGCAGAUAUGUGCUCUUUACACAGAAUUCUGUCUCAGUACAAAUAUACAAUUUGUUUUGUAAUUUUGAUUUAUAUAAUUUCAUUCUAGUCUUUAUAGGUGUCACCAAAAUAAGUAAUGCCUAUUGACAUCCCUUUCUUUCCAAUUACCAAGGCUUACUACCAGUUAUAAAUCUUGAAAACUUUUUGAUCCAUAUAUUUUAUUGCUAUCUCAUUACUGUUCAUGGAAUCUACCCGUUGUAUUUUGUGAUUCCUAACAGUUGAAGUAAUAAAUGAACAUUUAAUUCUAAGGGAACAAACACAUAGGUCUCCAACAGAGCAGAAAAUAAGGAUCUCAUUGAUGAUUUCAUUGUACAUAAAUCUAGAGGAAGAACAAGCUGUUAGAGGAACAGCUUUUCUUUUCUUCUUCCUACCCAGUUCCAAUAAGUCAUACCUUGUGAGCUCUAUUGUUUCUCCAUGGGUUCCUCUUUUUUUUGUAUCUCUUCAGUUGCAAGUCAUCAAUUUCCUUUGGCUACAGCUUAAUUAAUAUGGACAGUUAUGAAAUAAAGAAUAGACCCAAGUCCUUCUCCUUGACCUUCCCAAUGCAGGCAGAUCAGUGCCCUUUAAUCAUAAAAUUAAAUUAUUUCUGAACAGUAACUCAUGUGGAGGGUGAAUUGGGUCUGCAUUAUUGUGUCAUGAAGUACAUAAAAUAUGCAAUUAUUCUUUCAGGAACGUAACUCCUGAUUAAUACAAGUAAGUCAUCUGAGAACUUAUGACAGUCUUUUGAUGGGACUAGCUUAUAGCACUUUAAUUUUGACAAGCCAUCUCCUUUUAUUAUUUUCUAGGAACCUAUGUUUUGAUGUUUCAAAAGUGUUUUGUUGUUAACUGUUAUAGAUAGAGAAGGCAUCAUGUUGGAAAAGACUAGGGAGACUGCCUAAUCAGGUGGAUGGCUACCUAGGAUGCUGAGCUGAAAGCCAAGGGACAGCUAAGUGCUAACAACCCUGAAUGCAUUAAGCGCUCAGUAACCUAUUCCUAGAACAUUUAUUGUUAAGCACAGAUACACUGUCAUUACACAACUUGUAGAAAUGUGUGACUUUGCCCUCACAGAAAUUUUAUUUUUAAAGAAUGUGGUACCUCUGGGCCAACAACCACAUAUAAAGAUGUUUUUGUUUCCCUUAUGCUGAAAGCAAAACUUAGAAGAGAAGAAAAGAAAAAAUAGCAAAAAGAGGAGAAGGUUCUUUGUUGGGUAUUGCUCACUCAAAGAAAUAAAGACUAUCUGAACUACAGAUAGACUACAUCUGCCAGGCAGAGGUGGUUGUCUAAUUUCCCAAAUGGGAAGUAUGCAGGCAAGUUCUUAACCUGAACUUUAGUCUGAAUGUUAGCUAUUAACAAAUGUGAAUUAUUGAUUUGUGAUGAGACAAUGAAUUAAUCAUAGGCUUAAAACUACAUCUUGUUCAGUACCAGGAUUGUGUGUGCUACAAAUUGUAUUUUCUAAAACCUAGAUAGUUGUUGUAUAGUGUUUUUUGACUGUUUCUAGACUAAAUAACUGUACAUAAAAGUUCUCUUUUUAAAGAGCCUAUUUUUAAAUAUAUCUUUUUACAGAAAAAUUACCAUAGUGUUGUAUUUAUCUUUAUUUUCCUUUCAGUUGAACAAGACUGAACUUUAAUCCCAGCUGUGGUGUGAAACCACACUGUGGGCAAUAUUUUAAAUAGUUAUUUUAUUUUGCCAAGAAACUGAUGCUUGAAAAGGAAUGUGUUUGGUUAUAUUAAUUGGCUAGCUCAACAUCAAAAAUAAUACAGGAAUGUGCUAGAAAAAUGAAAUUUACCCACUGAAUUCUACAAAGGCCAUGACAAGUCAUCACAUUCUAAAAGCUGAGAAAGCUCCCUUACUAUGACAGGCAUAUUUGAGUUGUUCUAAAUUGUGAUCUUAUGCUUCUGCUACUACAAUAAGUGUUGUUUUAUUAUAAUUAGAAGAUGAGAGGGUGAAAUUUGAGCCCCUGUGGUUAGUUCAACACCCUUCAAGUUUUUAAUUUGUAAAGGUAAUCAGAGACCCAGUACAAAAUUAUCUUUUAAUGCAAAGCAGGGAAAGAGGGAUGGAGAGAAUGGUGCUGAUGUAAUCCUUGCUAGGCCAAGAAGGGGAAUGACAAAAUAUAAAUUACCCAAAGUAAGAAUUUGAACUGUCUUAAAAUAUACCCUGAAAUUUAAAAGAUUCUACUAACUGGAAAAAAUUUAAAAAGAAGUAAUGAAUGAUCCUUUUAAAAUCCAAACCUUAGGAAAUAAGUACUCCGAUUUCUAGACCCAAGAAUUAAUUCCUGUUUAGUAUAUCACAUAUUAUAAUAUAUUAUUAUAGUGCCUUGCCCACAGCAGGCUUAUGAGGUAAAUAAUGCAAGCAUUAUAAUUCUUCUUUUAACUAAUGUGUAAAGAAUUCAAACAUCUUAUGUAGACAUUUGACUAUAAGAUUAUAGUAAGCCAAUCCUCAAACAUAAGUCAAAAGACUUUCCAGCAUACCACAUUGUCUUUGUAUAAUAUACCCCAUACAUACCUAAAAAUUACAUCUCUUCUUGGGGAAAGGGAUAAGGAUGGUCUUGUCAGCCUGCCCUUCUUCCCAUUAUUCCAAAACUCAUUAUUUCACUGGCUACUGAUAAAAGUGAAAAUUACAGAAAACUAUAAAAUUCAUCAUAGCCAAAAUAUUU